This is a messenger RNA of Sturnus vulgaris (Common starling), 819 nucleotides long. NCBI's taxonomy places the organism in Eukaryota, Metazoa, Chordata, Aves, Passeriformes, Sturnidae. The record is from RefSeq and is a predicted model, not a curated record.
AUGGCUCCGGGGGCGUUCCCGCCCCCCCCGGGGCUCACCUGGGGGGUUCAGGUGUUGCGGGGGGCUCAGGUGCUGCGGCGGGCGCUGCUGCGGGCGGGGCUGGGGCUGAGCCUGGCGCUGCUGCUGCUCUGGGCCUCGCUUUUCCUUUACGGCUCCUUCUACUGGGCCUACCUGCCUGCGGCGGCCGUGGUGAGACCCCUGCACCUGGGCUUCAGGUCGGACUGUGACAGCCCCGGCCCCGAGCUCUGCUCCUUCCCCUCGGCCAACAUCUCCCUGCUGGGGGAGCACCGCGAGAAGGUGCUGCUCUAUGGGCAGCUGUACCGGAUCUCUCUGGAGCUGGAGCUUCCGGAGUCGCCCGUGAAUCGCGAGCUCGGGAUGUUCAUGGUGACCCUGACCUGCUACGGCACCGGUGGCAAAACCCUGGCCACGGCUGCCAGAUCGGCCAUGCUGCACUACCGCUCACGCCUGCUCCGUGCCCUGCACACCGCGGCCUUCGCCGGACUCUUCCUCAGCGGCUUCGCUGAGCAGAGCCAGACCCUGGAGCUGGAACUGAUGGGGCGCUACCGGGAGGACCCCUACACCCCGACCGUGGGGGCGUUCGUGGAGAUUCGCAGCCGGCGGGUGCAGCUCUACGGGGCGCGGCUGCGCGUGCACGCGCAUUUCAGCGGCCUCAGGUACCUGCUGUACCACUUCCCACUGACCUCGGCUGUGCUGGGCGUGGCCGGGAACUGGACCCUGCUGGCCCUGCUGACCCUCGGGGGAUACCUGCAGUGGGGGAGGGGUCCCCACCGGCCCCGCCCCACCCAGCCCCUCAGGUGA